AUGGUGUCGUGGUUUCAAGUGUUGCUAGCUCAACAAUUCGGUACUCUUACAUUGCUGGUGUUGUCCUCAACAGCAACUGGUGCUGGUGCUGGUGCUGGUGCUACAAUGGCCAUGGCCAUGGCCAAUCCCAACUGCGCCGAUCGUUGUGGGGAUGUACCCAUCCCAUACCCAUUCGGCAUGACUGAAGAUUGUUACCUAAACAAAGACUUCCUCAUCACUUGUAACUCCUCUUUCAACCCUCCCAAAGCAUUUUUGGGAACUACCAACUUAAAUGUUACAGAAAUAUCACUCCAGGGUCAGUUGAAACUCUUGCAAUUUGUAGCCUCUCAGUGUUAUGAUCAGAAAGAGAACAAAUUGUCCGACAUUCGAACAUGGUUUGAGCUACUUCCAUUCACCAUUUCUACCGAAAAUAAGCUCACAGUAAUCGGUUGUAACACACAGGCUUCUAUUGAUUUUUACCACAACAAUGCUUCACAGCAGCAGCAACUGCCUUACGCCACCACAGGAUGCAUAUCAAAAUGUGAAAAUAUAAGCAGUUUUGCUGAUGGUUCUUGUUCCGGUGUUGGUUGUUGCCAGGCCUCUAUACCUAAAGGGGUGUGGAACAUUAGUGUGACGCUACAAAGCUAUGACAAUUACACGAAGUCAUCUAAUUCAAAUUCCUGCAGCUAUGCCUUUGUCACCAGUCAAGAUGAGUUCAAAUUCACGCCCAAGUACCUCCGGCAACUACAGAACACAGAUGAGUUUCCACUGGUGGCCGAGUGGACUGUUGGAAAUGAAACUUGCGAUGUGGCUCAAAAAAACUUGCCUACUUAUGCAUGCAAGCAAAAUACCAAGUGUUAUGAACCGGACAUUGGUUCUGGUGGAGGUGGAGGCCUUUCUGGGUAUCGCUGCAAUUGCUCCGAGGAGUACCAAGGUAACCCAUACCUCACCAAUGGUUGCCAAGGUAUAAGCACCGAUACCCAUCUUUUGUUUGCUGUUCUUCAUUGCAUGGCUAUGAAAUAA
This is a messenger RNA of Ilex paraguariensis (yerba mate), 1002 nucleotides long. NCBI's taxonomy places the organism in Eukaryota, Viridiplantae, Streptophyta, Magnoliopsida, Aquifoliales, Aquifoliaceae. The record is from the annotation of a GenBank genome assembly.